Molecule: messenger RNA, 756 nt
Organism: Ficedula albicollis (Collared flycatcher)
Lineage: Eukaryota; Metazoa; Chordata; Aves; Passeriformes; Muscicapidae
Product: mediator of RNA polymerase II transcription subunit 9-like
Exons: 1
Coding region: 202-417 (71 amino acids)
Biological process (GO): regulation of transcription by RNA polymerase II
Cellular component (GO): mediator complex
Molecular function (GO): transcription coregulator activity
Source: RefSeq, a predicted model, not a curated record
GAAAUUUGCAGGAAACCAGUUUGCCUGUAAGCUGCCAAAUCUAUAUCCAUCUGUGUCAUUUUAUUGGGAUAGGUGAAUCAGGUGUAUGUAGCUAGAUAUCAAGAGCAAUUUUCCCAGUGAAUUCCAGUUUAAACCCUGGUUGUGGAAAUUACAGCAAUUUCAAUAGGAGAAUUCACAGUGUCUUGAUUCUCUCUCUGCAGCAUGGACAAGGACAGCCAGGAUGUUCACCAGGUACUGAAUGAGCUCAAGAACAAGUUCCAGGAGAUGAGGAAGCUGAUCAGCUCCAUGCCUGGCAUUGGGGUGAGCCCGGAGCAGCAGCAGCAGCAGCUGCAGAACCUGCGGGAGCAGGUCCGGACCAAAAACGAGCUGCUGCAGAAGUACAAGAGCCUUUGCAUGUUUGAAAUCCCCAAGGAGUAGGAAAGGCACAGCUCCUCUCUCCAGGUCUGAGAUACCUCCUGUCCAGGCUGAACAGGGUGGCAGAAGAGGACAUUUCUUUCGUUAGGUUUUGUGGCUGCAGAGCUGUGGUGUUGUGCCUGUGUGGACCAUGGGUGUGUGACACUGAGCCAGGACACCGUGUGCUCUCCUGGGACAAUGGCAGUGGCACGUUCCCUUGAUCAGCUGCAGGACUGUGCACUUACAUAUCCCAUCUCCUAUUUUCUCUUGGGGUGGGGUUCUUCUUUUUUAUGUUCAAACAAGCAAGAGACAUUUUGUUUUCUCCUCACUAAGGGUCAAAGUACCUGCUGGUGAAAAAGAGGG